GCGCUGGCCCUCUCCCCCGGAGCCGCCCGCGCCCCUUCCCAGCCGGGCGCCCCGCCUGACGUGUGGACGCCUCCUUCCCUGCCUCCCUGCCGGGUCCGGGCUCUUCUCCUUCGGAGCCAAAGCAGGAAAGUUUGGAAAGUGGUCUUGGGCAAGAGAGAGGCCCAGUCCUCCCAGGCUCCACCGGGGAAGGGCCGGCCAGGGAGGGCCUGCCCUGGGCCCCAGUCCUUGCUGCUCGGCUGCCUGCCACUGGCCCCAGCCUCCCUCUGGGUCUCCUUCUCUCCGCAGGAGGCUGCCAUGCCCACCAGCCCCGAGAGCCCCCUCCCCGGCGCCCAGGCCCUGGACCUCCUGGAGCUGCAGCUGGAUCCCGAGGAGCAGGGCCCCGGCCGCCGCCGCCGCCUUCCGGAGCCUGCUUCGGGGCCCCCGGGGCAGCAGAGCCCCUUCCUGGCCGUCUACCAGCCGAAGCCCCUGCGCUCCCCGGGAGCCCUCUUCCGCCCAGGGCUGCCGGUGGUGGCCCGCGUGGAGAGCGCCGAAAGGUACACCCGCGGCUCCAAGGUGCGGCCGAGCACCCUUUACUCCUUACGGCUGACCCAUGGCGAGUUCACCUGGACCAUGAAGAAGAAGUUCCGGCACUUCCAGGAGCUCCACCGGGACCUGAUCCGGCACCGGGUGCUCCUCACCUUCCUGCCCUUCUCCCGGUUUUCCCUUCAGAGCCCUCCACCGCGAGGAGCCACCCUGGGAUUGCCGUCUCUGCCCCAUGGAGGAGAGGUCUCUCGGCGCCCCUCCAGCAAACAGAAACACCUGGAGAACUACCUCAAUACCCUUCUGGGGGCCAGCUUCUAUCGCAACUACCACGCUCUGACGGAGUUCCUGGAUGUGAGUCUGCUGUCUUUCAUCCCGGACCUGGGACCCAAAGGCCUGGAGGGCAUGAUCCUGAAACGUUCGGGGGGCCACCGCCUCCAGGGCCUGAACUGCGCUGGCCGCCACCAGAUCUGCUACCGCUGGUCAAAGAGGUGGCUGGUGGUGAAGGACUCCUUCCUCCUCUACAUGAAGCCUGAGUCGGGGGCCAUCUCCUUUGUGCUGCUCUUUGACACGGGCUUCAGCAUCCAAGUCGGCAAGAAGCCCACUGAGACCAAGUACGGGGUCCGCGUCGACAACACCUGCAGGUCGCUCAUCCUGAAGUGCAGCAGCUACCGGCAGGCGCUCUGGUGGUGCCAGGAGAUCACCGAACUGGCCGAGGGGAAAGGCCGGGACUUCCUGCGGCUUCAUCGCCACGACAGCUUCGUCCCCGUUCGCAAAGAGACCCCCGCCCGCUGGUUUGUCAAUGGGACUGGGUACUUUGCUGCCGUGGCAGACGCUCUGAUGCAAGCCAAGGAGGAGAUCUUCAUCACUGACUGGUGGCUCAGCCCAGAAGUCUACAUGAAGCGACCGGCCCAAUCGGACGAAUGGAGACUGGACCUUAUCUUGAAACACAAAGCAGAGGAGGGGGUCCACGUCUGCGUCCUGCUCUUCAAGGAAGUGGAGCUGGCCCUUGGCAUCAACAGCGACUACAGCAAGAGGGCCCUCAUGCUGCUGCACCCCAACAUCAAGGUCAUGCGCCACCCUGACCACGUCUCCUCCAUCAUCUUCCUGUGGGCUCACCAUGAGAAGCUGGUGGUGGUGGACCAGUCCGUGGCCUUCCUGGGGGGCCUGGACCUGGCCUACGGACGCUGGGACACUCAUGAAUACCGCCUCACGGACCUGGAUGGCGAUGACUGCCUUGGACCCAAGGGAGGGGCGGCCCCUCCUGGGGGGGAUGAGGGGACCCCCAUUGACCUGGCCACCAACCAGCGCCUCUGGCUGGGCAAGGACUACAGCAACCUUAUUGCCAAGGACUGGGUGCAGCUGGACAAGCCCUUCGAAGAUUUCAUUGACCGCCGCAAGACCCCCCGGAUGCCAUGGAGGGACGUGGGGGUGGGCGUCCAUGGACCAGCCGCCCGGGACCUGGCCAGGCACUUUAUCCAGCGCUGGAAUUUCACCAAGACUGUGAAGGCCAAGUACAAAGGACCCGAGUACCCCUACCUGCUCCCCAAGUCUCCGCGGGUGACCCCACACCUCCCCUACAUUGUGCCAGGCGCACAGAAGGCCAGUGUCCAGGUCUUGCGCUCCGUUGACCGCUGGUCGGCCGGCCUCCAUGAAUGCUCCAUCUACAAUGCCUACCUGAGCGCCAUCCGGAACAGCCGCCACUAUCUAUACAUCGAGAACCAGUUCUUCAUCUCCUGUGCGGACGGACGCUCUGUGCUGAACACCGUGGGGGACGCCAUCAUCGACCGAGUGCUGCUCGCUCACAGUGAAAAGAAACCCUUCCGCGUUUAUGUGUUGCUCCCUCUUCUGCCCGGAUUCGAAGGGGACAUCACCCAGGGAGGAGGCAACUCCAUCCAAGCCAUUUUGCACUUUACCUACCGGACUCUCUGCCGCGGAGACACCUCCAUCGUCGGCCGCCUCAGUGCAGUCAUGGGGGAAGACUGGAAGAACUAUGUCUCUUUCUGUGGUCUGCGGACCCAUGGUGAGCUGCGAGGAAAACUCCUCACGGAGCUGGUCUACAUCCACAGCAAGAUGCUCAUCGCCGACGACCGGCUUGUCAUAAUCGGAUCUGCCAACAUCAAUGACCGGAGCCUGCUGGGGAAAAGAGACAGCGAACUGGCCGUCCUGGUGGAGGACACGGAGUUUGUGGCGUCUGUCAUGGAUGGGCAGGAGUACCAGGCGGGGAGGUUUGCGCUCAGCCUGCGCCUGGAUUGCUUCAGGUGUGUUUUGGGUGUGACCUCCAACCUUGACAUCGAUAUUCGGGAUCCAGUCAGUGACCACUUCUUCCAUGAAAUCUGGCAAACCCGGGCUGCAUCCAAUGCGGACAUCUACGAAAAUGUCUUCCGCUGCCUCCCCAUGGACGCUGUGCGCUCCCACCGAGCCCUCCGGGAGUACGUCAGCGUGGAGAACUUGGCCUCGGUCAGCCCCAUCAUCGCUCGGGACAACCUGAAGAAGGUGCAGGGCCACUUGGUCCGGUUCCCGCUGGAGUUCCUGGCCGAGGAGUCCCUCCUGCCGCCGCUCAACAGCAAGGAGGGCAUGAUCCCUGUGGAAGUGUGGACCUGAAGCUGCGCUCGGAGGGGCCUGGAGGAAGCAAGAGCCAAGGGAGGCCAGCGGUCAAGGAUCAGGCUCUCCUCCGGUAGGAUCGCCUGUGGGUUCGAGGGGCCUGCAGACUAGCACCCCACAGACUCUGCUGCUUGCUCCAGUUGACGUUUGCCACGCUUGCUAUCAAGAAAGCGAUUCCAUCUUCAGCCAUCUCCAACGGAAAAACAGGGCAGCUUCCAUCAUUCCCUCAAAAGGACAUUAACUCCAGCUCUAGAAAUGUUUCCAUGGUUCCCUGCCUUCCAUUGCUGGGCAAGGGAAGCCUUGUUCCAUUCACACCAGCACUUUGCCUGCCUGACCAUAUGAGGAGGGCAGGCAAGCAGCCAGCCAGCAUGGCCCAUCUUCCUCUUUAGAACAUUCCAGAAGGUUGUGGGAGGGGAAGAACUGACCAUCCCCGCUUCCUCUCCUUCCUGAUGUUUACAUCCCUUGGCUAACUGUGGACCCAGCCUCCCCCCAAUUCUCCCAUGAGGUUAUUGCUCUCAUUUCAGAAUUGUGUUUAUGGUUUGUCUGCUAUUCGACAUAGGCUUCAAAACUGGCGUUAAGUUCCAUUGCUUCCCUGCGAGGACGGUUUUGAGGACACUGUUUUUAUUGCAUUGUACUUUUUAUAUGAUCAGAAUUCUCAGUUCUCUUGCUCUACUACAUUUCACAGAGUGCCUUGGAGCAAAUCUGUGCAGUUCAGAAGAGUUUCAGCCUAGUAGCUGCUCAAAAGCACAUCCAAGGGAGGGAAUGUGAAUGGUGGCCAGGUGCCUUGUGCGCAAGAGGCCACCUCUGCCUUCUUUUGCCAUUCAGAUGUGUAUGCUGGCCAUCCAGGCCAAUGGGCAAAGGGGUCCUUUGGCACCAACUGAGAGGAAGGAGUUGGGAGCCUUAGCUUUUGUAGACUAAGCCUAUUUCAUAAGACUUUGUCUACCAUCUUCUUUCUCUCAGUUAGUCUCAGACGUGCCAAAGAGUCUCUUUGCAUGGUGAUAUUCCAGACUAACACAGCGAUGCCUUUAUGUUCAUCUGGCCGAUGUCCAGGUGGGAACGAUCUUCCUCCCAUUUUGGCAUGCUGUGCCUGCAGCAUGCUGCCUUAUUGAUAUUAUUGUUAUGACCGGUGCUGCUUUUCUGAAGCUGCACACCUUGGUUUCCAAAACCCAUGUGGAGCUGCUCCUCAAAUGCAAGAGAAAGGGGAAGUCCGAGGCCCAUCGCUGCUCCUUUCUGUACCGAAGUGCCUCUUGUUUAUCGACAUAUUAAAUAAACGUAACUGCCGUUUCCUGGCUGUUCGUUGGCAAGGA
This is a messenger RNA of Sceloporus undulatus (fence lizard), 4430 nucleotides long. RefSeq names its product phospholipase D2 (gene PLD2). Gene Ontology annotation, molecular function: phosphatidylinositol binding; D-type glycerophospholipase activity. The record is from RefSeq and is a predicted model, not a curated record. Gene Ontology annotation, biological process: cell motility; phosphatidic acid biosynthetic process; intracellular signal transduction. The transcript has 24 exons. Lineage: Eukaryota; Metazoa; Chordata; Lepidosauria; Squamata; Phrynosomatidae. The coding region runs from base 295 to 3123 and encodes 942 amino acids.